UUUGAGUUUUCUUGUUUGUUUGUUGAUAUCAUGUUUUUGUUGUGUAAUGUUUGUUCUUUUGUGCGUGUCUUGGGUUUUGUAUAACAGUGUUUCGUUGUGUAUGAGCUGGAUGGAAGUGGAGUUUUGAUCUGUAUUGAUUGUCCUUGUAUAAAUCGUGCUAAAAUGUUUUCAAGCUAUAAACUUUACAUGCCAAAGAACACUUGUUAAGAUUCUACUUGGUUCAUGAGUCAUUAACAAAAGUUAUUUCUGUUGAUGAUAUGCAAAUCCAUGUCAUUAAAUGACAAUUACUGGGCCUCUUUUUUUGGUGAGAAUUGGCUUAGUUUUCAAUGCACAUGAGUCUCAUCAUCUAAAGGCUUUAUUAAACUUUGAUUGGAUAUGAAGGCAUCAGAGCCAUCCCUUGUGGCUUGGAAAAAUGAGCUACUUUCAUUUGUGGGUUGGAUGUCAUUGGGAGAUUUGGGGCUGGCUGCAUGAACAGUAAAUUUGAGAAAGCAUCAGUGCCCAAAUGUUAAGUCAUAUCUGGGUUUUUGUUGGUCAAAUUUCAUGCCCAUGUAUGCAUUGGCUUCUACGAAUUUGAACUUUGUUUGCUAGCGAGUAGUGAUCAAGGUAGAGCGAGUCAGAUCAUAUAUUUGCUUUGUUUGGGACAUGCCUAAUUGUUGGUGGUCUGUUACGUCUGGGUGUGCUGAAAACAGAAUCUCGAGCCUGCAAGGAUGGAUGGCGAAUGGAUGGCAACUUGGUUCUUACUGGCGCUGCCCAUCUCAUAACUAGAAAUCUGCUUUUGAAUUUGCUGGAUGGAAUAUAGAUUUUAGAGACAAAUCAUCGCAAAAUGCAGCUUUUUAAGGAUACAACAUGUGGUGUGAGAUGAUGGACUUGUUCGAUCCUGGCAAGAAGAUGUUGAUGCAAGGAGAUUUCGAUCUGAACUCUGUACAGCGACACGCAGAUUCAUUUAAAGGAGUUAUAAAGCAGACAAUUCUCAAGCAGGAGGUUAUAUUUAGGACUCAGGUCCAUGAACUCCAUCAGUUAUAUAGGACGCAAAAAACACUGAUGAAGGAUCUUGGUAGUAAGUGUUGUGGUGGAUACAAUUCAUGGGAUGCAAAUGUACAACCAUCUCUACCACCUUUUCCGAACCCUUCAAGAAUUGAACCAUUGGCGAAAGAAACAGGAAUUUCCUCAAUUUCCAAGGAGCUUGUCUUUCAGGUGGGUCCAGCACCUUUCGCAAGCAAGGAGUUGUUACAUGGGUGCCAAGAUACAUAUUAUAGACUUAAGCAGAUGCCUCUUGAUCUUCAACUCUCUGCUAACAAACUCAUCAACCAUGUCGAGGAAGAUCGCCCAAACAGAGGACAUGCCUGGAAUCAUCCCUUAAAAGAACCAAUAGACGUUAAACAUCCUCUCUCUGCUAAUUACUCUUCAGGUACAGAGGAGUUGAAGCUUUCCCUGACUACUAGAGAUGACUAUAGAAGAACAGAAGGUACAUUGCGGACUUGGUUUGAUAAGAGAACUCAUCAGUACUGUUCCGUGAUUGAUCUGGAAUCAGAAGAGAGGAUAUCAGAUGACAGUGCAAAAUGCACACCUUCUGUUGGCUGUGCUACUCCAGAAACUUAUUCCCCAGGGAAGUACAAAAAAGUUUCUGCCUUCUCUAGUUUAAUUUUCUUAACUAGUGCAGAGAAAGAUCCAUCUGUCGAGAUUUCAGAAAGCAGCUAUUUUCAAGAACAUAGUGAAUGCUGCCAAGAGCAGACCUCUUCUAAUGAAGGAAUUAUGGAGUGCCAUGAUGAUAACCUGUGUAAUAAUCUUUCCACCAAAAUGAAACAGUCCUCUUCACAUAAAGGAACUGAUUUGGACCUCAACAAAGCUCACUUUGAUGACCCGUCAUGUUUCUCAAAUGAUCCUCUAGUGGCCUGUCCUUCACCAGCUAGAUCAGCUGGUGACUCUGCGGCAGUUAUUAGGAGCAUGCAGGAAGAAACCUGUCCAACCACAUUUUGGGACAAACAGGUCAAUAGCUGCUCAAAUGAAAUUUCUGACAUGCUUGCAGAAAAUAAUUUCAUAAAUGCUACUGAAGUAGAUUUAAACAGCACAACUAGGAGUACAGAUGUUUGGACCGGAAAUUCUGAGCAGGAUGGAAUAAGUGGUACUUUACCAAACCCUACAGGCCCGGAGCCCAUACCCAGCCCCCCUGUAGACAUUUCUGAAGACAUCGACAGGUACACUGGCGACCACAAGAAUGAUAAUGUUGUGAUGAAGGCGAAACUCGCGAAUUGUCUUCUACAUGAUUUAAAUCAAAUGCCUUUAGAUACUAGAGAACUGAGCUCUGAGAAGAGCCAAGUGGAAGAUGCUGUCUUUUCAUGUAUUGAUCAGUAUCAGAAUGAUGGACAUGGCAAUCAAUCUCCUGUUUCAUGCAAGUCUGGUAUUUAUGAUAAUGAUUCAAACAGUGGAAAGACAGUGCACUUUGGCAGUAUGUCUGGUGAUGUGAACACUGAUUUGAAAACCCUCUCAGGGUCACAAGUUGCCGGUGCCUCAUCAGAUGAGCAUGACCUAAGAACUUCUGACAGUGGUGAUUUGAAAAAUGAAUGCUACGACAAGAAAGAAGAAUCAGCUGAAGUUGAUGUUUUGAUGAAAAGAGCAGCUGAAUCACUUGUAGAUAUGUCUUUGAAGAAUUUAAUUUGCUUUCAAGAUUCUUUUGCCAAAGAAGGGUCCAAGGAGAUGAGAAAAGAGACGAGGGAGCAGCCACAGUAUACUUGCGAUUCUUUUGAAUUAAUGGUUAUGGAACUAACGGAAAGCAAUGUGGAUGAAAAUUCAGUGACAUCAAAGCCAUAUGAAGUAAAUGAUAUGGAAACAAAAGAUUUUGGUUCUAAACUGAGACGAGGAAGGAGAAUGAAAGAUUUCCAGAAGGAGAUACUGCCUGCUCUGGCAUCUCUUUCUAGACACGAAAUUCAUGAGGAUAUAAACAUUAUCGAGGGAGUUUUAAGAUCAAGAGAAUACCGCAAAAUCAGAGGCAAGAUGGCAACAAAUGGAGAGAACUGGUCUCCACUGGUGAGAAGUAGACGGUCAAGACUCAAUAAUGUUGGGAGGAGAAGAAGUUCAUCGAAGUUCAACUAGAAGUCAUUAACAGCUUGAUAACUGAUCAUAUCCAUUCUAGGUCUAUAGAACAUCUUUGCAUAUAUAGCAGCACACAUAGUUCGAUCUCAUUUCCUAGCUUUAGAAACAGAACCCAGUGCUUCAAAUAGAUGGUUGGUCAUCACAUUUUAUUCCAAGUCUUACUAGAGCAAUAUUUUUCUUCACGCACACCUAUUCAGCACCUUCAAUGCUUCAUUUUUUCUUUUUUUCCCUCUUAUCAGAGCAACUUUUACAUGUUUGUUUUCCCUCGGUGCGGUAUUAAGCGAGAAAGUUGAAAUUUGCUGAUGGCAAAGAAAGUUAUCGAGAGAGAGUUGAUAUUUA
Messenger RNA from Populus trichocarpa (black cottonwood), 3429 nucleotides. RefSeq lists its product as uncharacterized. NCBI's taxonomy places the organism in Eukaryota, Viridiplantae, Streptophyta, Magnoliopsida, Malpighiales, Salicaceae. The record is from RefSeq and is a predicted model, not a curated record. The coding region runs from base 847 to 3090 and encodes 747 amino acids. The transcript is spliced from 5 exons.